Molecule: messenger RNA, 660 nt
Organism: Sporothrix brasiliensis 5110
Lineage: Eukaryota; Fungi; Ascomycota; Sordariomycetes; Ophiostomatales; Ophiostomataceae
Product: maintenance of ploidy protein MOB1 (MPS1 binder 1)
Exons: 3
Coding region: 1-660 (219 amino acids)
Biological process (GO): cell division; signal transduction; positive regulation of protein phosphorylation
Cellular component (GO): nucleus; cytoplasm
Molecular function (GO): protein kinase activator activity
Source: RefSeq, a predicted model, not a curated record
AUGGCCUCUCUCCUGACCACAGUGAACGCGCGCACGCGCAACCAAUUCCGGCCACGCGCACCGGGCAAGGGCGGCAAUACGAGCUACCAGCUGCGGCAAUAUGCCGAGGCGACGCUCGGUGGCGGCAGUCUGCGCAAGGUGGUCAAGCUGCCGGAGGGUGAAGACGAGAACGAGUGGUUGGCAGUCAAUAUGGUCGACUUUUACAACCAAAUCAACCUCCUCUACGGGGCCAUCACCGAGUUCUGCUCGCCCCAGUCGUGCCCCGAGAUGAAGGCCACCGACGAGUUCGAGUACCUCUGGCAGGACAGCGACAACUACAAGAAACCCACCAAGAUGCCCGCGCCGGCCUACAUUGAGCAGCUCAUGGCCUGGGUCCAGAGCACCAUUGACAACGAGGCCGUCAUGCCCAGCCGCAUCGGCGUGCCCUUUCCCAAGAACUUCCCUUCGCUCAUGAAGCAGAUCUUCAAGCGCAUGUACCGCGUCUACGCCCACAUCUACUGCCACCACUACCCCGUCAUCCGCGAGCUGGGGCUCGAGCCGCACCUGAACACGAGCUUCAAGCAGUACGUGCUCUUUAUCGACGAGCACAGCCUGGCGAGCGGCAAGGACUUUUGGGGGCCCUUGGGCGACUUGGUAGAGAGUAUGCUGCGGAGUGACUAG